CUUUCCCGAAUGUGGAUUAUGAUUGGCCUGUCCGAUUCCAAGUGACCAAUCGUAAUGCAGGAAAUAUUUCAACGUCAAGGUAAUGGACGAGGAAAAAGGCUCACGAGGAUCGAUAAUCGCGAGGAAACUUUUUUUUUUUUAAAUAACGGGCGAGCUCGAGACUGUCCGAGAUCGGAGUCUUACCUUCGUCCGUUGGUUUUGAACAUUAAAUUGACCUUAAAAUAAAUAACUUUAGUUCACAAUCGUGUAAGGAAAUUGCUAAAAGAGCUCAUUUCAUCGAGACGAGUAAUUAAUUUGCUGUUGUUAGCAAUGGAGGUAAAUAAUGCCGUGAAAAGUAAAAUCAGUGUGGAUGCAAACGGAGCAAAGAUGCCGUUCGAUCUGUUUCAUGGUGGAGGAUCAGACUCGUGCUACUCCACAUACAAGUUUCAGAAUGAUUAUAGUGAAGAAAGUGGAAGACUGUCUGAGACUUUUACUCCAGAUUUCUCCUUCUAUGAGCAAAUGCCUCUACCCUACCAUUCCUGGGCAGUGCAGGACGAACCUUAUCAGCUGAUGGAUUGUGCUCAAGGCGCCCCCAAAAACAGGAAUCUUAAAGAUGGCAUUGACUGUGGGAGUGAGGCUGAUCUCUAUGGAUUAGUGUCCACCAUCUUGGAAGAGGUUGAUCCGAUGGACUCGUACUUCUCUCAAGAUAGAAUAUCAACUGGUCUUUCGAGUGGGUGGUCCCCGAAGUCCCAGACGGAGAACAGCUUGCAGUAUCUUAAUUCUGAGAUAAAGGUACAGUCUAGUUCUGGAGUGCAGCACAAUCCCGAGCCCGGCAUCAAACUCCAUACUCGUCCAAUGGAAAGAGACUCUGAUCAAAGUGCUGCCAUGUUACCGCAUUUCAGUAGCUUUGAGGCUGCUGACCCAUCCUGGCUCUUUUCCACUUGCAAUGGAGAAUCUAAAUCUGAAUCCUACACCCCGGCUUACCUGAAUUUACCCAGACCACCUCCUGGUCUUGAUAUCUCACAUGCCGUGAGGUCCCAUUUCCCCAAGAGCAGACCAGGUAAAUCGGAGCAUAGCGUGUCUGUCAAAGACAGCAGCUUUCGCAGCACCACUGAUGAGAUCUCUGAGAGCCUGGAUGCCAUUAAUGACCAUUGCUGCCUUCCAACCAAAAUGAAUGACUCCUACUUCAGCUCAUACCAAGAUUUUUCUGGAUUGAGUGGACCCAAAAUUGAAAGGAACAGACCAUUCUAUAUGCAGGAUGCCAGCAAGCUGGCCAACAACUUGGAGGCUCUUCUUAUGGGGGAGCAGGAGAGCAUGUAUAAUAGAGAAUCAGCUCAGAGCAAUGCCAUGAAAGCUCAGGAAGAAAACGUUGAUUUGAAGGGUUUACCUCUCCAAAGGAUGUCCACCUUUGAAGCUCAUAUUGCAAGUCUUAAGAGAGAAAUCACAAGGGAGCAAAGAGAUAGUGAGGUUGGGAAUAGAACUACUAAGGAGUUUGCUGAUUUUGGUCAGCAGUCAGCAGACUAUUUUGAACCUCCUAAACCCUUCUCACCCUCUUUCAACUUUUCAACUCACCAAAGCAAAGAAGCCAAUCAGAGAGAAGCAAAGAAUCUCCAGACCAGCCUCCAUCAGUACCAUCAUGGGCAGUCAAACCAGUACCACUGUUACACCAAGCCUCCACCCAAAACAAGCAUCAACACUGAUCCUCAAGGUACAUCUAAAUUCAUGUCUCAGUCUGUGGCUGAGUUUGUUCCUGUUCUGUCCCAGCAACAGAUGCAGAGGACUGCACCUAGAAUAUUCACUGAUUUUGGGCAGAGCGAUGGGAGGAUGGGUCGCGUGGGCCUGGGGUUGGGUCUGGAGAGCCUGGGUAAGAUAGGAGGCACUGUAGACAGAGGAGACUUUGACCUACAGUCAGAGAUGGGCAGGUUGCAGACACCAUCGGCCACAGGCUUUGUAGCUGAUGCGCACCCCUCUCUGCGUUUUGGAGUAAAAUCUAAAUCCACAGCUGGCUUUCUCAAAGAGGCAGAUAAGAAAAAAGGUCUCCUGCAAAACCCAUAUCGGAUUCUAAGCAAUAUGUAUGCGGGUCAGGCCAGACACAAUGGAGCCAAACCUGCACCAUCCCAGAUGUUUCCUUGCUUGUACCAGAUGGGAGUUUCUGGACAGAACCCAUGCCAAAUGUUCCCUUCCCGAUCCCCGCUGACCUACGGUGGCUCUGUGCCUGUAGUGGAUCUGAGUGAACUACGGCCAGAUGCGGAAUUCCCUGCCCUAAACCCCUACCUGCAGGAGAUGUUGGGGCCGAACCUAGCUGGAGGAGACGGGCCCUUUCCUGGGUUAAUCUCCAGCCUGAGGUCAUCCAACCAAAGCAACAGUCAUGGUGGCCCUAUGAGCCAGCUACACUAUUAUCUGGAAGAGUGCUAUGAACAGUGGAGAGUUUUGGAGAAAGAGAGAAAGAAGGCAGAAGCUACCCUGCUAAAGAGCUUCCCAGGCAAGUGUAUAUCUGUGAUGAACAGUAACUCUGUGCCCAAGCUGCCUCUCAACCCCACCAGAGUGGACAAGCUUAUAGUGGACCAGUUUCGAGAGCAAGCCAAGGUGGUGAGCUUGUUGGGGAAGAUGGAGCGCUUGCGGAGUUUCCCUCUCCAUGCUAAUAUCGGCUCGACACUGGACAGGCACCUAGAGGCCAUCUACAUCACUCAGGGUCGCCGCAAGGACGAGUUCCUUAACAGCAGUAGACAGAGGCAGGGCGUGGCUAACCUCAGAGAGGACAGAGAUAUCCUGCUUUUGGCCUCUGCACUGAAGGACCUGAGCAGGAGCACCAGGACGUCGUGCACCGCUCUGUGGUGCGCUCUGCAGAUGACUCUGCCCAAAAAAAGCACCAGCGCCGAGGACAGAGAAGAGGGGAGCAUGUGUUCAGUUUUAGCGCACGACAGUUCUGACCAGAUCGUCCUUGAAAAUGUGCUGUGACUUUCUGCCAGGCAGUCAUUCCUCUGUGUGUGUGUGUGUGUGUGUGUGUGUGUGUGUGUGUGUAUUAUUCUGAAGGGAAUGCUCAGUGAGGUGCUCAGUGGAGUGAGUGAAUGUUGUUGUGUAAGUUAUUAGACUGCAGUGAUACAGUAGGCUCAGUUCGGAGCAAUAGAUGGAAUCCUCAGUUCAGUAACAUUUAUCAGUCUUAUUAAUAAUCCCAAAUGAUAUAUAUGGUCAUACGAAUAUGGUCAACUUUUCCAAAGGAUAGUGGGCGGAAAGUAUUGCCGAGCCGUUUGGUCGGUGGAUUUCGAGAUGCCGCAUGUCUCUUGUGGACAGAAUGCUUAAGGACAGAGAGCAGAGAGAAAGAGAAAGAUGGAUCAGAAGAGCUGGAGUGAGAAGUGGAAGAGUUAGUGUGGGACAAGAUCCAGAAACAGAAAAGAACAGGGACGUUUUAUGUGUCGAAAAAAAGCGAUCAUUGGAAAAGAAUGUGAAGGUCAGCGAGUUUGAAGAAUAACGAGAUUGUCACCCUCUUGACCUGAGAUUUUAGUAGCAGUUACUCCCACUGGAAACAAAAGGCACAAUAUGUUGAGCUUUAAAAGUAAUUAAUCCUGGAUUAGUUUGACUUUGAUGGUUUGAUUAAUGUGCUUUAAAGAAACGUAAAUCCUGGGAGUAAACUGUAAGUUCAGGCUAUAUUUAUAACUUUAAUGUCCUUGUAUUUUACCUAUUUAUUGCAACAUGGUUACGUUGCAGCAUUUGGUUUCGAACAAUCAUAAUUGUAAAGUAUUUUCUCUCUGAGAUUCUUUUUGUUAAUUGUUUUAGUUUAUUUAUUUUCAAUAAGCAGUAUUCUAACUUGAGAUGAGGAGGCAUGAUAAACUAGUCAGCGUAUGUUUUCACGUACAGAGCAUCUCAAGUCAGGAUACAUCUCCAGAUCUCUUUCAGUAUUAACAAUCUUGUUGAAUCAGAUUUCUGUUUAUUUGAAGUUAAUAGAGACCGAAUCCCUCCGAAGACCUGGGAAGAAUGAUGACCUCUGCGUGAACGGAUAAUGAUGUGCCAGGGACUGUCAUUGUUCUAAUGACAAUUUUAAUGUUUCUGUUUCCGAUUAACGUUUCAUUGCACCUCUUUUUCGUUAUUAAUGAACACACUGUAGAACAAUAAAAGAACAGAAACCCAA
Molecule: messenger RNA, 4105 nt
Organism: Pangasianodon hypophthalmus (striped catfish)
Lineage: Eukaryota; Metazoa; Chordata; Actinopteri; Siluriformes; Pangasiidae
Gene: meioc
Product: minamoto
Exons: 8
Coding region: 310-2937 (875 amino acids)
Biological process (GO): male meiosis I; mRNA stabilization; female meiosis I
Cellular component (GO): nucleus; cytoplasm
Source: RefSeq, a predicted model, not a curated record